This is a messenger RNA of Pundamilia nyererei, 1518 nucleotides long. RefSeq names its product stromal membrane-associated protein 1-like. The transcript is spliced from 3 exons. Bases 218 to 580 code for a protein of 120 amino acids. Lineage: Eukaryota; Metazoa; Chordata; Actinopteri; Cichliformes; Cichlidae. The record is from RefSeq and is a predicted model, not a curated record.
UUCUGUCUGACAGUCUGGUUCCAGUAUAACAACUCCACAGGUGGACCCCUCCACCUCCUCCUCUUCUUCCUCCUCUACCUCCACCACUACCACAGCGAAAGCAGAGGAGAAGAAGCUUUUAUCUAAAGACUCGAUCCUGUCCCUGUACGCAAGCAGCUCAGUGGGCAGUCAGCCACAAAGCCAGCAACAGCCUGCUCCAGGACAAGGCAGUGUGUACAUGGGCCAGCCCCAGAUACAGUUCACUCCGCAGGGCUACGCCACAGCAGUGGCUGGAAGUAUCCCACCCACCACCACCAUGAUGGGGUCUGGGGCCAUGGUGUCUGGGAUGGCACUGCCAAAUGGGGGCUACAUGAGCAUGCAGCAGGGUGCGAUGCCUGCCAACCAAGGACAGAACAUGUACAGCAUGCAGCAAGGACAGUGGAAUAUGGGCCAGAUGACCCAGCAGAUGUCAGGCAUGGCUCUGAGUGGUGGAGGGCCUGCGCCAGCUGCUUCCAGCCAAUCAGGCACCCCUGGGGCCGGUUGGCCCGCAGCUCCAUCCCCGGCUUCAGGCCAGACCCUCAGCACUCAGCUGUGGAAGUGACGAGGAUGGGGUCCAGAGGAUGUGGUGGUGCGGUGGGGAGUGGAGGGCAGCGACAUGGCAAGAAAACACCCAUAUUUUCCAACCAAUCCAUGUACCUUCAGCUCUGAUUAUAUACAGCAAGGACAGUCCGUGUGCCCCAACACACCUUCACCGCAGUUCCUUUAGAGGGCCAAGAUGACAUCACAAUGGAUUGGAGCAGUAAAAAACAAAACGAAAAAAACCCGGCAACCGCUAUGUUGCGUCUAUAGUUGACUUCCUUUUCUUUUCUGGUUUCCUUUUUGUUGUUGUCGGAAAAAGACAAAGAAAACAAAAGAGAUGUAACAAAGCUGCUGGAGCAAAAACUCCAAGUGUCUGUAAUACUAAGAUGAUAUCAUUACCAAACUGGAUAGUUAGUCUCUCAGUAUCUGCAGUAGAUAUGGUAGAUAUGGCUGUCUUGUGGUUGGUCUAUGCUACCUGUCCUCUCCCUUCUCUCUGCACUGUAUAUUGUGAUGGUCCCUCUUCCUUCCCUUCCUGCUCCUUUAGGGCAAGCACAGCCUCGUAGCAGAUAAUCGUCCAGUACUGUAUUUAUGUGAAAAAAAAAAGUGAAUCUCCUGGGUUUUUUCAGGGGAGAGAGGUCAAUGCUUCAGCUCAGAAAAACUUUGGUCGAAGGUUUUUUAGCCUCUGCUAAAAAAAAUGAGGUCUCGCUGACCUGCUAAUACAGUAGGUUUUACUUUUAUUUUUGCACUAAUGAUCAAACAGUUCAACCAUUUUCCCUUUGAAACGUGUGAAGUCAAGCUGUCUUGUUUCAGUCUCUGCGGGUUCAGCUUAUUCCCACAGCAGACAGUGUACUGAUGACUUACACCAGUGGUUUUCAGUUGUGGGGAAACCACUUGCUCAAGGUAUAUAAUAAAUCUCUGUGUUUAUGGUAGACUUUUUUUUUUUAAAUAAACAAUUAAAUA